Messenger RNA from Macrosiphum euphorbiae (potato aphid), 1032 nucleotides. The record is from the annotation of a GenBank genome assembly. NCBI's taxonomy places the organism in Eukaryota, Metazoa, Arthropoda, Insecta, Hemiptera, Aphididae.
AUGUAUUCUCCGUUCCAUCAGCUCAGAAAACCCGUCGACCAACAGAACGCCCUGGAAAAUGUGUCACAGUUCCCAGCUCAUCUCGUUCCAGGUAGGACGAUCGCUGCAGCCGCAGUCAAUGAAGAUAGCUGCGAGUUUGGGUCACCUAAAUACUUUGCCCUGUGCGGGCUCGGCGGUAUUGUCUCAUGUGGUCUUACACAUACAUUGGUCACUCCCCUAGAUUUGGUAAAAUGUCGUCUUCAGGUGGACCCUGCCAAAUACAAGAACCUCAUCAAUGGUUUUAAAGUGACAAUGGCCGACGAAGGCGCUAGAGGAUUGGCUAAGGGCUGGGCUCCGACUGCCAUGGGUUAUUCCAUUCAAGGACUUGGUAAAUUCGGUUUGUACGAAUAUUUCAAAAUUUUGUAUGCAGACUUGUUGGGAGAAGAAAAUGCGUAUUACUGGCGUACAUCUCUCUACCUCGCUGCCUCUGCAUCUGCUGAACUUUUUGCUGACAUUGGUCUUGUUCCUCUUGAAUCAAUCAAAGUCAAAAUCCAAACUACACCUGGUUUUGCAAAUACCAUGCGUGAAGCGGUUCCCAAAAUGUUAAAACAAGAAGGCGCAUCUGCUUUCUUCAAGAGCUUAGUACCUUUAUGGAUGAGACAAAUUCCUUAUACCAUGAUGAAGUUUGCCUGUUUUGAAAGAACAGUUGAAUUAAUUUAUGCUCAUGUUGUACCCAAGCCAAGGGCCGAUUGCAGUAAAGGAGAACAAUUGAUUGUAACGUUUGCUGCUGGUUAUAUUGCAGGAGUUUUCUGUGCCAUUGUAUCUCAUCCAGCUGAUACAUUGGUAUCAAAAUUGAACCAAGAAAAAGGUGCCUCUUCCGUUGAUGUGUUGAAGAAAAUUGGUUUUGGUGGUUUGUGGAAAGGUUUAGGCCCAAGAAUUAUCAUGAUCGGUACCUUGACGGCUUUACAAUGGUUUAUCUAUGAUUCUGUGAAAGUCACUUUGAACAUUCCUCGACCACUUCCACCAACACCACCGAAGGCAAAGAGUGAAUAA